AUGGAGACACAAUUAGGUCAGAUUGCUGAUGCUUUGAGUCAAAGAGAACCCGGGAAAUUUCCAAGCCAACCGGUGAUACUUCAAAGGAACCAAGAGCAGGCCAAAGCGGUCAUAACACUUAGAAGUGGUAAGGUUAUUGAUAAUAGAGUUGGCAAUGAAGUUACUAAUGAAUCUGAUCAUGUGAAUGCAGGCCCCACUCAAGAAGAGCAUGAGAAACCGAAUGAAGAUCCAAGCAAUGCCACUUCUUCGUAUGAAGCUCCAAAUUUUCACAAGGCUGAAAAACCUUACACUCCUCCAAUCCCAUUUCCUGGAAGACUUGCCAAAAGCAAGCAGGAGAAGUCAUUUAAAGAAAUUUUUGAUAUUUUAAGUAAAGUGAAUGUUAAUUUACCUUUGCUUGAUGUCAUUAGGAAUAUGCCAGCAUAUGGGAAAUUUUUCAAGGAGCUAAACACUUAUAAGAGGAAGUAUGGACCUAAUGAAAAGGUGAUGGUGUCUGAAAAUGUGAGUGCUGUGCUUCAAAGAAAGCUCCCACCAAAACUCAAGGAUCCGGGCAGUUUUUCUAUCAAUAUCACCAUUGGAGACACGCUAGUUGAAAAGGCUAUGCUUGACUUGGGGGCGAGCAUCAAUUUAAUGCCCUAUUCAGUGUACCUUCAAUUAGGUUUGGGGGGGUUGAAGGCAACAACUAUUUCAUUGCAACUUGCCGAUCGAUCAGUGAAAUAUCCAAGAGGUAUAGUGGAAGAUAUCUUAGUUCAAGUUGACAAACUAAUUUUGCCUGCUGAUUUUGUAGUGUUGGACAUGGAAGAGGCUCCUAUACAUGAUCGUGAGUUACCUAUUUUGCUUGGGAGACCCUUUAUGGCCACGGCAAAGACUAUCAUAGAUGUGCAAAAUGGUCUCCUCACCAUGACUGUGCUAGGAGAAACUGUACAAUUCAAAGUGUUUGAAUCUCUUUCUCACCCUUCUAGUUCACUUGAUUGUUGUUCGAUUGAUGUGCUUGAUUCACUUGUUUUCUCUAAGUUUUUGCUGGCACAAUCCAAUGAUCCAUUACAAUAUGUUUUGAGUCAAUCUCAAGAUGACUUUGAUGAAGAAGUGCUCAUGGAGAUGGUGGCAGCCUUGGAAGCAUUAAAACCAUAUCCCUCCACUUUUUCACCUCUUAUAGAGCCAUUAGGACCAUCUGCCACACAUCUGACCCCUUCUGUUGUUAAACCUCCAAAACUUGAGCUUAAACCACUUCCAUCACAUCUAAAAUAUGCUUACCUAGCUGAGUUUGAAACUCUCCCAGUUAUCAUAGCAUCUGACCUCACCCCUUUGGAAGAAGAGAAGCUAAUUAGGGUGCUAAAAGAGUUCAAAUCAGCCAUUGGUUGGUCUAUUGCAGAUAUCAAGGGAAUAAGCCCUACCAUGUGCAUGCAUCGUAUUUUAUUGGAGGAGGGAGCGAAACCAACUCGUGAACCACAAAGAAGGCUCAAUCCACACAUGAAGGAAGUAGUGAGAGCUGAAGUGUUGAAGUUGCUAGAUGUGGGUAUCAUAUACCCGAUUUCAGAUAGCAAAUGGGUCAGCGCUGUUCACGUAGUGCCUAAGAGGAUUGGAAUCACAGUGGUAAAAAAUGAGCAUAAAGUGCUUGUUCAAAUGAGACCUGCAGCUAGUUGGCGUGUUUGCACCGAUUACAGGAAGUUGAAUUCGUACACUAGAAAAGAUUAUUUUCCUAUGCCUUUUAUUGAUCAAAUGCUUGAGCGAUUAGCUGGUCACGCAUAUUAUUGUUUUCUUGAUGGAUAUUCAGGUUAUAAUCAAAUUGCGAUUGCUCCGGAAGAUCAAGAGAAGACUACAUUCACCUGUCCUUUUGGCACUUUUGCAUAUAGGAGGAUGCCGUUUGGCCUUUGCAAUGCCCCAGCAACAUUCCAACGAUGUAUGCUGGCAAUCUUUUCAGAUAUGAUUGAGAGAUUUAUUGAGGUAUUCAUGGACGAUUUUUCAGUUUUUGGUUCUUCUUUUGAUACUUGUCUUAACCAUCUCUCUCUAGUGCUUCAAAGAUGUCAGGAAACAAAUUGA
This is a messenger RNA of Prunus armeniaca (apricot), 2037 nucleotides long. Lineage: Eukaryota; Viridiplantae; Streptophyta; Magnoliopsida; Rosales; Rosaceae. The record is from the annotation of a GenBank genome assembly.